Messenger RNA from Anopheles merus, 7337 nucleotides. RefSeq names its product syntaxin-binding protein 5 (gene Tomosyn). Bases 3116 to 6886 code for a protein of 1256 amino acids. The record is from RefSeq and is a predicted model, not a curated record. The transcript is spliced from 24 exons. Gene Ontology annotation, biological process: regulation of protein secretion; regulation of exocytosis. Gene Ontology annotation, cellular component: plasma membrane; cytoplasm; SNARE complex. Gene Ontology annotation, molecular function: myosin II binding; GTPase activator activity; syntaxin binding. Lineage: Eukaryota; Metazoa; Arthropoda; Insecta; Diptera; Culicidae.
GGCCCAAACCAAUUUCGCCUUCCCGACGGUACGGUUCGACAGCGGUGUCCGGUGUCCAACUAGUGCCAGAGUGUGUGUGUGUGUGUGUGUGUGCACCGAAAAAAAGAAGAAAAAUCGAAGUGGCAGCAAAAGCAAAAGAAAAGACAAGCUGAGCAAAGUGGUAUAGGGAUAUUAGUUAAAAUUAAACUUUGAAACAGAAACAAAACAGUUGGAUGAAACAAAACAGUAAAAACAAGCACAAGAGAACUUUCUGAAAUCAUCUCAACUUUUAAAAAAUAAAAAAAUAAAAGAAAAGGAGGAAAAAUGUGCAAAUAGGUGCAAAAGUGCUGAUAACACCUCAAAGCAGAAAGGGGUGGGCUGAAUACACAAGCAAACGAAAAGACAAGACAAAAAAACUCUCCCGAUAGACAAACAAGUGCAUUUUUCUGUUUGUGUGUGUGUGUGUGUGUGCAGACUGUGUGACUCUUAGUGCCCGCGCGUGUGUUUGUGUGUGUGUGUGUGUGUGGUACCGUUCGUGCGUGCGUGCGUGAGAAACUAGUUUUUCACAUUUUAUUUUCCUCGCGCGCUCGACAAGCCACCCUCUCUUUCCGUUUGUCCCACCAGCAGCCUCCUUUUUCCCUUUCUAUCGACACACAUAAGCUGUCAUCUGGCAGGAUUAUCUGUCUCUCUCGCUGGAAAAAAACAGUUAAAACGUAAGAUAGAGGGGGGAGGAGGGGCAGUGGCAGCAGUGUGCAACUCACACGUGUGUGGGUGUAUAUGUGCGGAAAAUCAACGCACUAUCAGGAAGACGAGCUUCCAGCCCGGUAGGACAAGGGGGCUGCCCCACACCACACCACACACAAACAUCCCGACCAUUCCAUGCGUCAUGAUGGAGAAAGCGAAACGGCAUAACACGUUGCUCGCUGCACGAGCUCACUAAACAGCCGUAGGGCGCAGCUAGGAAAGUGAACCAAAGAAAAAGAGGAAAAGAGACGCUUGACAAUAGCGCACAUGUAUGUGCAUGUGUGUGUGCGCCCGCGCACAGGUGAAAACGAGUAGAAACGAAAGCCUGACAGCCUGCGCCUCUCGCACGCAACCGACAGCGCGGAGCGAAUUCGCGUUGCGCGCGCACACACGAUUGCAUCGUUAGAAGCGCGUUCGAGAAAGAGAGAGAGAGAGAGAGAGAGAGAGAGAAAGAGAGAGAAAGAGAGAGAGAGAGCGCCCGCGCAUUGAGCACUUUUUGGAGACAAAAUUGAGCAAACGGUGAGAUGGCGCAAGCAGCAGCAGCAGUAGUAGAAGCAGCAGCAGCAGAAGCAGAAGCAGAAGCGGUAGCAUCACACUCGACCAGUAUUAGUGCACACGCGGGUCCGUGAAAACGGCAGACGGACACGGCACCGGGUUUUGAACGUUUUUGUUCCAUCCCACGGCUCACCAUACUCGCUCCCUACCAGGCCACCGACAAACCUAUUUGCACCAUAGACCCAUUCUGGCCUGCUCGAUAUACGGCGAUGUGCGGACGCGUUUCUGCCUGCGUGUUUUUAUUUGUUUCCGCGCCGAUGAUGUGUGUGGUGCAGUGCUGAUGUGAGGGCAUCUGCAGGAGGAAGCAGCACUCGCCUGCCAGUCGCAAAAUCACGAACACGAGACCACGCCGAACCAAUGUGUAUGUGCGCUCCGGACAUGUAAACACACCAACAAAUAAACACAGACACAAACACAUCCCCCACACGUACAGAGUGCCUAAUCAGUGCUUCCGGUGCGUGCGUGUGUGCGUGCGUGAACGGUGUGUGCCCUGUGUCGCCCCAAUCACAGAGGGAAAGGAGAAAGAAAGAGAGAGCGCUCGCGCGCGCGAAAGAAAGAGAGUGAGAGAGAGAAAGAGAAAGAGAAAAAGCAGCGAACAAAACAGAGCGAUAACAACGCCCCAAAAGGUGCGCGGUCCGUCAGUAAUUGGGUCGCGAUCGGUGUAGUCAGACGAGAAGUGUGGCAGCGGACAAAGAGCGAAAAAGAAGAAGAAAAAAUAUCAAUCAGCAAACACAGGCACGACAGUAGCCCUCCCACACAAUCAUCCCCUUCUCUUCCUUCCCCCUUUCCCUACUCACACACACACACACGCACAUCAUAUCGCCAUCAUCCCCAAUCUGUUAAUCUUGUCCCCACUCUCCCAGUCUACUUACUAAACGGUAUAACAAAACAAAGCAAUAUACGCGCGCACACACACACACACACAUACAACACAUAUAGACACACACACACAUACAUAGAUACAGACGAAACAAUGUGCUUUGCUGCGAGGCCAACGGUUGUUUUUUGCACGCUGAAGAACAAAAAGAAGAACAACAGCUGGUUUCGCCCUUUUUCGAUGCGCUGAUCGUGUCCGUGGGUGGUGGCAGCCGAGUUCGAUUAGAAGCAGCACCUCACCUCACCCUUACACACACACACACACACAAACACACAUAGCACUCACAGCACACUCAUACACACCAAGCGCACCAACACCAUACCGUUGCACCAUCCAUUCGCCCCACCUUUAGAGGAAAAAAAAGAACCGUCCUACCACUGUAUUCCCCUUUCUUUGUCCGGCUCCCCUGUUCCCAAAUACGCACACAUACAUUCCCCCCGGAUCUCCCUACCCCUCCCUGGUCCAGUUGGGCUUCAUCGAUUUGGAAGUUUUGAGGCAAAAAUUGGAAUUUGCAAAAGCCAACGCGCGCGGUACGCGGAGAAACCCAAAAACGAGUGUCGUGUGUACGGCGGCGCGCGCGCGCGUGUGCGUGUGUGUGGGUGUGGGAUCAAGGCAAAAAAAAGACAACACAGCAUCCACACCGCACCUCACCCUUUCGCCGCAGAGGUUAGACGACAGCAGCGCAAGUCAACCGAAAACAAAAACAAACACCAAGCGCCCUGUUCGAAAAGCAUCAUUGCUUGACCGACCACCCUUCUCCAUAUCCACCAUCCCCCGCGGUCCCCUUAUCGGCCCACACGUACAACCCUUCUGUCCACCCACACACGCACGCACGCGGGUGUGUGUGUGUGUGUGUGUGUGUGCGCGCGCGUGUGGUGGCUGCGUGCGUGCGUGCGGAGUGGAGACAGCGGUGGCAGCGUCGGCGGCAGCGGCUGUGGUUGCUGUUAAGUGCGCGGCAAGAUGAAGAAGUUCACCUUCAAGGGCGUGCUGGACGGGUUUCGGUCGUCGGUCAAUCAGCAGUCGGCGGCGGGCGGCGGAGCGGCCAAAAUCUGCGUCGAGCAGGAGAUACAGGAAACGCUCCGAUCGGAACAUUUUCAGCUCAAAAAGACUUUCCGCCAUGGAUUCCCCUACUCGCCCACGGCGCUGGCAUUCGAUCCAGUCCAGCGAAUUCUGGCCGUCGGCGACAAGUUUGGCUCGAUGCGACUGCUGGGCAAGUUCGGCGUCGAUGCGCACGUGAAGCACGAGGGCGAGUCGGCCUGUGCCGUCAAUCUGAUCGAGUUCCUGGUAAACGAGGGCUGCCUGGUGACGGCUACGGCCGACGACACGCUUCAUCUAUGGAAUUUCCACACCAAAAUCCCGAAGGUGGUGCAGAGCCUGAAGUUUCAGCGGGAAAGAAUAUCCCGUCUGCAUCUGCCCAUCGGUACCAAGUGGCUGUACAUUGGCACGGAAAAGGGUAACACGCACAUCGUUCACGUCGAUUCGUUUACCCUCAGCGGCUACGUUAUCAAUUGGAACAAAGCUAUCGAUCCCAUUCGCAAGACGCACCCUGGCGCCGUGGUUCACCUGUCCGAUAAUCCGCUGGAUGCAAACAAGUUGCUAAUAGGAUUCGAGUCCGGUCAAUUAGUGCUGUGGGAUAUGAGAGGCAAAUGUGCGGAAUUUCGCUGGCUGUCGCAGGAGCCGCUCAGCUCCUGCUCCUGGCAUCACGAAGGGAAACACUUCAUAACAUCACACACCGACGGUUCUUUAUGUACGUGGCCUUUGAAACUUUCACCAAAACCCUUAACUCAUAGUUUUCCUCACGCUAAAACGAACAAAGAAGGAAAAACGGAAAGCUGUAACUCUAUUCAAAAAGUUGAAGUGAAAACGAAUAGAAUAGGCGAUCAAUUUACCAUCUUCUCGGGCGGUCUGCCAACGGAAAAGUGCAGUCCGAAGUCGCACUGUAUUACCGUGAUGGUGCAGGGCAAAUCGACGACCGUCCUGGAGAUGGAGCACAGCGUGGUCGACUUCGUGACCAUGUGCGAGAGUCCGUGGGGCAGCGACCUGCAAGAACCGUACGCGGUCGCGGUGCUGCUACAGAACGAUCUCGUACUGAUCGACCUGCUGACGCCCGGCUAUCCCACGUUCGAGUCGCCUUAUUCGAUGGACCUGCACGAGUCGCAGAUCACCUGCUGUACCUACCUGGCCGACUGUCCGUCCGACCUGGUGCCCGCGUUCUACUCGGUCGGGCGGAGCGCGGCGACCAACCGGCGUUCCGGCUACUCCGAGCGCGAGUGGCCGAUCAACGGAGGCGAAUGGCAGCCGACCAGCUGCAGCUACUCGGAGAUCAUCCUCACCGGCCACCAGGACGGUUCGAUCAAGUUCUGGGACUCAAGUGCCGGCACGCUCCAGGUGCUGUACAAGCUGAAGACGUCGAAGAUCUUCGAGAAACCCCGAGUGAGAUCGAUGGACAGUGGCGAGGAGGACCCGUUGGCCAUCUCGAUGAUGUCUUUGUGCGCGGAAUCGAGAAAGCUUUGUGUUGCCUGCAACUGUGGUUAUGUGGUGCUGUUCAAGUUCCGGAGAGCCGAAAGCACCGGGGACAUUGUGGUUUUGGACAUCCCGUUCACCAUGGAAACUUUUACCGAAUUUGAAGGCAGUCCCGAAUGUGAGUUCAUACCAAAAUCACUGCCAAAAACCGUUGACUCUACGGAGAGCGAUAAGAAGAACUGCAGUUUGUUGAAGGUAAAAACUGGACCACAGCGAAAACCGCCCGGGUUUCAGGCUCAGCUGGUAUGCGUUCCGUCGUGGGCGUGCGGCAGUGUACAGAUCACUGCGCUCACCAUCAACUCCAACUACGGACUCAUGGCGUACGGUAACGAGUACGGCUUGACGAUAGUGGACAUCGUAAAGAAGACGUGCGUGCUGAACUUGUGCACACAGGAGAUGUACGGCGCGCAGGAUCCGUACUCGCGGACGCCCCGGAGUCCGAAGCGUUUGGAAAACAGUCAAUCGAAGGACGAUUCAUUGCGUUCCCCUAGUAUAGAUCAGCCUAGCCACGUUGUGCCGGAGGCGCAGGCGACGGUGCUCGUCGGGCCGGUGGAUGAGGCGACCGAUAGCCCUGCGGUCACACUCGCUCCCGUCGUUACCUUCGCGACCUGCGGCGGCCCUAGUGGUACCGCCAGUAUUGUGGCGCCCGAGCGGAAGGAGGAAGGCCCCGAGCAGGAAAGCAAGCCAAACAACGUACUACUCGCGCCGGCCGGGAACCAACCGGCGCAGGAGGAACCGCCGCCGGCGUUGGGGUUGGUCGUUGGGGGGUUGGCAAUGCCGCCAGAGGGUUCGGGGCAACCGCCACCAUCACUACCACUACCACCACUACCACCUGGAACGGUGGAAGAGGAAGAGCCUGCGGCGGUGGCGGCAUCGUCAGGAAUAGCAGCAGCGGCAACACCAGCGCAACGGCGUGCCAAGAAAUCUUUCAUUGAAUCCCUACCGCUGCCCAAAUGGUUGCGGAGCCUAAAUAAAUUGGAUAACUCAUUCUCGAGAUCUCGUUCAUCUUCUAUGUCAAGCUUAGAAAAUAAUGCAAUGGAGGCUGUGACUUGUUUGGCUUUUGCCGAUAGUUAUGUAAAAAAAAGCGAUCCCUCAAUGGCGUUGCCUACUGCAUGGUUGGGAACCAGUUUAGGAUCGAUCCUAACCAUCUCUCUAUCCAUUCCGGAGAACGAUUUGAGGAAAGCGAACGUGGUCCAGACGGCACCUACCGGAGCCAUGUUCCGGCUAAAGGGGUCCAUCCUUUCGAUGUCACUGCUCGACUGCAACGGGGCACUCAUACCGUAUUCGUUCGAAAGCUGGCGCGAAGAUUCGAAGGACAGCAAAGAGAAGCGAGAAAGGACGCCAACCAAGACAUCAUCCACAAAGAUGAGCCCAACUAAUCCAGACGGUUUGUGCGAUCGGCAGUUUAUUGCGAUUGCGAGCGAGAAGCAGGCGGGCGUGUUUGCGCUACCGAGCCAGAACUGCGUCUACCGGAAGAAGCUGGUCGAUUUCGAUUUUAUCGUAAAGGCAGAAAUCAUUAGCAUGAAGGAUAGUGUAUGUCUGAUAUGCUACGCUUCGAACGGGCAUCUGAUGGUGUUUACUCUGCCCAGCCUGAAACCAUUGCUCGAAGUUGAUUUUCUUCCAUUGGCUGAUCUAAGUUUCCAAACCAAGUGUAAACAGGGCGUGGUGGAUCCAAUGCUAUCCAUUUGGGGGCAACAACUUAUAGUCAAUGAAGAUUCGAAUGUGAUUUCACGGACGUUUAGCUUUAGUAACAAGGGCCACGGAUUGUAUCUAGCCACACCCACCGAAAUCCAAAAAUUUACCGUUUGCCAAGAAUUCAGCCACCAAUACAACAAUAUGCUUGGCGAUCUCUACGUACCUCAUGAAAUGCCGGAAGCACCGAAGGAGAGCUUCUUCAAAGGACUGUUCGGCGGAGGCAUGCGCAACCUCGACCGAGAGGAGCUCUUUGGCGAAUCGAGCGGCAAGGCGAACCGGUCGGUGGCGAAACACAUUCCCGGCCCGAACGCCGACAUCCAGGCGCUGAACGCGCGGACGACAUCGGUAACGUCCGAGAUCGGCAAGGCGCACCAGCUCAUGCUCGAGCGCGGUGACAAGCUGAGCCAGCUGGAGGAGCGCACCGAGCGGAUGGCGAACGAGGCGCAGCAGUUCUCCAGCUCCGCCCAUCUGCUGAUGAACAAGUAUAAGGACAAGAAGUGGUACCAGCUGUAAGCUCAACAUCCUCUCGCAACCGUCCCCGCACACCUAUCGUCAGUCUGACCGCGAUGCGAGGACGCAUGCUUGCGACACGCAACGCGUGGUGUUACGCGUUGCGCUCACAACCAUGCGCCACAAACUCGAUAUAUUUGGUGGCUUACAGGGUUACGGCGGGGAGGAAGGAGAACGGCGUUGACAUGGAAGGAAGGCAUCCCAAACUCAACCCCCCUCCCGUCGAACAAUUAAACCGGGCGCGUUCGACGCCAGUGGGGGUGGGUGGUAGGGGUUUGUCGGGAGCAGAUUUUGUUUGAAUAGGAAGCGAAAAAAUCAACGCUCCCCAACCCCUCCUCUCCCUGUUCCAUCCCUCUUUCCUUCAACUAAUACAACCUUUUCUCACCAAGCAAGCACACAUGUUACACAAUGCAACAAUUGAAAUGGAUGGUGGGUUAGGAGAGAAAGGAAGAAA